Mus caroli (Ryukyu mouse) is the source of this 1747-nucleotide messenger RNA. It is a transcript of the gene Cplx4, whose product is annotated as complexin 4. The record is from RefSeq and is a predicted model, not a curated record. Gene Ontology annotation, cellular component: SNARE complex; terminal bouton. Gene Ontology annotation, biological process: synaptic vesicle exocytosis; neurotransmitter transport; regulation of neurotransmitter secretion. NCBI's taxonomy places the organism in Eukaryota, Metazoa, Chordata, Mammalia, Rodentia, Muridae. Gene Ontology annotation, molecular function: syntaxin binding.
GGCUGUGCAAAUCCUUCGCUCCCAAAUGUGUGGCUGUGGUUGAAAAUAUUUGGAGGUUUUGCUUUGGUUUGGUUGGGGUAUUUUUUUUUUGUCGAUCUUUGACUGGGUUUUAGUUCUCCAAGGCCGAGACAAUGGCUUUCUUUGUGAAAAAUAUGAUAAGUAACCAGGUAAAGAAUUUAGGAUUUGGAGGUGGGUCUGAAGAAAAGAAAGAAGAAGGAGGCACCUCAGACCCCGCGGCGGCUAAAGGGAUGACUAGAGAGGAAUACGAGGAAUACCAGAAGCAGAUGAUUGAAGAGAAGAUGGAGAGAGAUGCUGCAUUUACGCAGAAAAAGGCAGAGAGGGCGUGCCUACGAGUCCACCUCAGGGACAAAUACAGGCUUCCAAAGAGUGAAAUGGAUGAGACACAAAUCCAACUGGCCGGAGACGAUGUGGACUUACCAGAAGAUCUCCGAAAGAUGGUGGAUGAAGACCAAGAUGAGGAAGAGGAGAAGGAUUCUAUCCUUGGGCAGCUGCAGAAUCUCCAAAACAUGGACUUGGAUACCAUUAAAGAAAAGGCACAAGCCACCUUCACAGAAAUCAAGCAGUCAGCAGAGCAGAAGUGUUCUGUGAUGUGAGAGGGGCAGACUGCCUUCAGGAAGACGGGGCUCCUGGGGGUGGGCAUGACCAGCACGCAUUAUAACUUAGCAAAUAUAUCUAAGGAAACCAUGCUGCUGAGGCUGUCUACUACCGGCAUGUAGACAAUAAUUCGGUCGAUCUUGAUGUCCCAGGUACGGCACUAACCAGCCCACAUAUCACGGACAUGGAACAUGUUUCCCUUUAGUUAUAAUAAGAAAUAUCAGCCAUAAGUUGUGAUGUAGGACCAUCUGGUUAAAGAUCUUUAGGACAGCCAGGAGUCAAACAAAAGCAUUUCCUCUCCAGCUUUCUUCCUUAGCGAGCAGGGUCUCACAAUGUCCAACCAUCAGUGUGAUUCGUUACCUCCAGAGGAAAGGCUGCUUGCCUGGUACCAAGACUACAGGUGACAGAGAAAUCAGAUGUCGAAUUGCUUUUUACUUCCAGCAUCCUUGAUAUCCAUGAUUUUUUUCCCCUUAAAACCGGCUCUCAGACACUGUGCAAGUCAUUUUGUGUUUCUGCAACCAAAUAUCUGACAUACACAUCGUAAAUGGAAGAAAGAUGUAUUCGGGGGUCAUGGUUCAGCAGGUCCAGUCCAUGGUUGCUUGGCUGUACGGGAUUGGGCAGAACCCCAUGUCAGGGAGGAUAGAGGGUGGAGUGGCAUCCAGAAACAAGAAAUGCACACUCAUCUACUUCCUUAAGUUAGGUCCUACCUGCGACCCUUUAAUACAGUUCCUCACGUGGGGGUGACCCUCCCCCAGCCACAAAAUUAUUUUCUCUGCUAUUUCAUGACUGUAAUUUUUCUAGUGUUAUGGGUUGUAAUAUAAGUAUCUGUGUUUUCUGGUGGUCUUAGGCAACCCCUGUGAAAGGAUUGAGAACAGCUACCCUAGUACAUGGCGCCAGAUGACACUAUCUCAGUUAACACCAACUCCUAAGAAUAUGGGUUGGGGCAAGGAGGAUGUGUAUAUUAGGUCAGAAAUUCUCAAACGUUCUUUCGUGGCCCCUUUCACUUGAGAAAUUUUCACACACUCUGGUGUACAUAUGUGAAUAUUCACUGACAAGUCAUAAAAAAACCUGAAACAACUUUACAUAUAAUUUUAGCAUUUAUUAAAAUAAAAGGAAAUGUGUAUUCUAAGAA